CCGAACCUCGCGCAGCCGGGAUCCUGCGACGCGGCGCGGGUGUCAGACCACUGCUUGUCGACCGACCGCGAAGGCUGCGUGUCCCGGGUCUCAUCCACAACAUGGCUUCCAGCCUGAAGUCAUCCAAGGAAUUGGUCGUUUUCUUAGGAAAAUCCAUGAUUGCUUUUCUGGAGUCUUUGAUUUUCACCAUCAUCCCCAAACCACGGAAGAAUGUUGCUGGUGAAAUCGUGCUCAUCACUGGAGCUGGGAGCGGACUGGGAAGGCUCUUGGCCCUCCGAUUUGCCCGCCUUGGAUCCGUGCUUGUUCUCUGGGAUAUCAACAAGGAGGGGAACGAGGAAACGUGCAGGAUGGUCCGGGAAACUGGAGCCACGAGAGUUUAUGCCUAUACUUGCGACUGCAGCCAACGGGAAAACAUAUACAGAGUGGCCGAGCAGGUUAAAAAAGAAGUUGGCGAUGUCUCCAUCCUAAUCAACAAUGCCGGAGUCGUGACAGGCAAAAAUUUCCUCGACUGCCCAGAUGAGUUGAUAGAAAAGGCUUUAGAUGUGAAUUUUAAAGCACAUUUAUGGACUUAUAAAUCCUUUCUUCCUGCUAUGAUCGCUAAUGAGCAUGGACAUUUGGUUUGCAUUUCAAGUUCAGCUGGAUUAGUUGGAGUAAAUAAACUGGCAGAUUACUGUGCAAGUAAAUUUGCAGCCUUUGGAUUUGCUGAAUCUGUAUUUAUGGAAACAAUAGUCCAGAAACUAAAGGGGAUCAAAACCACUAUUGUGUGCCCAUUUUUUAUAAAAACUGGAAUGUUUGAAGGUUGUUCUACUGCCCGUCCUUUCCUGUUACCCCUUCUGGAACCAGAGUAUGUAGCUGACAAGAUAGUAGAUGGCAUCCUGACAGACAAAGUAUACUUAAAUGUGCCAAAGUUUAUAUCCUUCGUGUUGUUCUUAAAAAGUAUCUUGCCUGUCAAGAUGGCAGUGCUUACGGCUGACUAUAUGGGCGCUUUUAAUGUGAUGGACAGCUUUGUUGGCAAGAACAAGAAAAACUAAAGACCAACUCAAUGGCUGAUACCCGGCAUUCCAUAAUCCUGUUUCAAGAGAAGCAUUUUUGUCCAACAGUGUAUCUGGAAACUACAAGUACCAUUCUUUCUCUGCUCUCUGGACUAUUUUCAACCAAUACCUUUGAAAAUAAUGUUCCUAUCUGCUUUCUGGUUGUUGUUGUUGUUGUUGUUUUAGUUAAAAAAAGGAAGAGCCUAUUUUUGUCAUUUCUGCUUGCAACUGAUUUGUUAAGAAAAUGAAUCCUGUCUCUCAUGAACUGCCCUUCACUUUGGUCAUUGGGGAUGAGGCCCAAGCAGAAGAGGUGGCUUUGCUUAAACCUGCAGCAGGGUACAGUGAGGAGUGAAGAGAGUGGAUGAGUACUUUGCUUGAAUGCCCUCUAAACAGAGGACACAGAGUUCAGGGUUCCCUGUCACCUUGAGUCCCGUGUCCUUCUUUCCAAAGCCAGCCAUACAAAUGCUUUAUUCUACAUGUCCCAGGUACUCAGACUACAUACCAGUCCCACUCAGGGUAUUUCAGGGGCCACUGUGUCCUGCACAUUCCCUGAAUGAACUUAGUAGACAGUGAUUUUCGACCAAAUUCUGUGUAGGAGCAUUUUUUUUUUCCCUAGAAGAGAUUAAAGAAUGGUUGCUUCUUAUUCGGAAAAUGACGUUCCACUGAGUUAGAUGAACUGCUGCCUAGUGGACUGGAAAACAUAUUCAUGUGAUUAAUUUCAAAUGUUUAAUUUAGUAUUUCAGAGUGGGAAUCGUGUUAUAUUUUUCCACAGAAUGGACAGGUCUAUGAAUUGGCAUUCAUCUGUGAUGCCUUCAUUUCAGAUCUAUUGUAUGCUUACAGUUUAAUGAACUGGCCAACUGGAGAUUGGAGAUUAACUAUAAAAGGAAGAUUAAGAAAAAUAUGUUAAUUACCAUAUCCCUGAAACUCCUCCCCAGGCUGGGAGGGGCAUCUGCCUUGCGAGAAAAACAGGAGCCUUUGUCUCUCACCUUCUUUUGUUUGGGGAGCAGAAAACGAUGAGAAGUACCUCAGAAGACUCUGUGAGAGUCAAAAGAAACAAGUCAUGAAUAUCUUGGGGGUAAGAUGCUCUUAGAAAGGCAGUGGCCUCAGGGAAUGUAGAAUCUGGAAUCCACUGUGGACUGAUUUAUCUUGAGCUGCCUGAGUGAUUCUGACAACUCUGCCCCUAUAUUUCUUGUCUGUGCAGAAAGCCUCCAAAAAGCGGGGGGGACAACAACUUGUUUUAUAAUUAUAAACGUAAUAGCUGAGGUUUUAUUGUGCCUGGCACAAAUCUAUGCCCCUUACACAUAUUAGUUCUCUAAACAAGCAUAUCACACCAUUACUCGAAGAAUAAUAAAGGUAUUUGGUGUAUGCUGAAGAAUAAAAGGCAUUUUAUUUCACAAAAGUGACAUCCUACUCAACUGCAGACGUGUACCAAGCAGCUCAAAAGGCCCUCUUAGCCUAACCAGCUAAUGUUCCAAAUCCUCGGUUAACAAGGUUAAUUAAGAGAGAGGCACAAUAUUGCUCCCCUAUUACAAUUCCAAAAGCGUACAUUCCAGGGGCCUGUCUAUUUAGCUGAAGAAUAAAGAAGAGACUCGAGGGAUUUCCAAGAACAAAGGUCUGGGGCACAGUGGGCAGCCACCACGUCGUCACAACAUUAACAGCAAUUUUUUCUAAUUGGAGUGCAUCUUGGCUGAACUGCUACAAAGGCCUGAAAUUCAAUUGUGGUUUUACAGUACCCAUGAAAUUGUCUAAACAAAUUUGGAUUUACUUGAAGAGCUUCUAUGAGAAGAGACCACAUGUAAAUUACAGCGUUCUAGAGGGUAAUCUACAACAAGGUGACUUCAUCCAAGGGGAGCAAGUGCUCUCCGCAUUGGUUUCCCAGCAGUUUCCACUUGAAGUUUUGCCCUAAUGAAGCCAUGAUCAAGAGCCUGAUGCCUAAGCAAGUCUUGAGACAUGGAAGCCUCAAAGAUCAUCCAGAAUGACAUGAUUUGGCAUCAGGAGUCAGCUGCUGCUCAAGAACUGAGAAGAAUUCUUGACAUUAGAAGGAGCUUGGCUGGAUACAAAUGUGCAACCAUGCCCUUGUUCUGUUCCUUUGGGUUUUACACUGUGAUGCAGUAUUAGACCACAACAAAGUACUGCGGGCUGGGGAGCUGAGACAACAACAAGUUAUUGCCUUACAGCUUUGGAGCCUGGAAGUCCAAAAUCAAGGUGUCAGGUGAUUUGUUUCUGUGAGAACUCUCCCCCUGGCUUGCGGAGAACAUCCUUCUGUGUCCUCACACAGCCCUUCGUUUGUGUGUGGGUGCAGAGAGGGAGAUCUCCCUCUUCCUCUUCCUGUAAGGCCGCUAAUCCCAUCAUGAGGGCCCCACUCCCAUGACCGGAUCUAUCCUUAAUUAUCUCCCGAAGCCUCAUCUCCAAACACCACCACACUGCGGGUUUAGGGCUUCACUAUAUGAAUUUGGGGAGAUAUAAACAGUCCAUGAUAGAAAAGGAAAUCCAGGCUAUACAUGAUCUUUACACUCCUCAGUGUUCUAAGACUGAGGUAGUCAUGAUUUGUCAAAUGAAGUCAUUUAGAAUCUUAGAGGUAGAGUGACUCAGAUGUUUGGAAAUAAACAAAAACAAAAAACCCAAAUAGCAACCUCCAAGAGUUAGCACUUGAGAGAAACAUGACCAAGAAUUUGGGCCAGCAAACAAGAGCUGACAUGAGGCAAAAUGUCCCAUGCAGAACUAUUUCGUGAAGAGCUCUUACGGCGGUCUGCACCUUCAUUUCUGGGAUAGUGGCCUGUUUGGGAUUUAUUCAAACAUCCCAGCUCACUUCCCUCCCAAGCUACUGAACAGUUUCCUUCUGCUAUGAACAUGCCACAGCUGAGCCACUGAGAUUGCCAUUCGUGGCCUGGAUUCCUUUUUUUUUUUUUUUUUUUUCCCUCAUAAGUUUGCUAUCAACUUGGAGACCAAACCAGUAACAAGUGCACCAGUCACUGGUGCUCAGCCCUUGGGGAGUCUGCUUCUAAGAUGGUAAUGUGAGUGUCCUUGCACCUGGAACCCCUUCCUCUGGACCAGUACUAAGUAAAGCAGUGAUGGCAGAGGUAAGGUCCCUCAGCUCCGUGUCCUCAGUUCCUGCUGCAGGGCUUGAGCUUCAUUGGUUGGCCUCACAUUGUCUUCCUCCUAGCAGUUUCCAAAGGCUAGCCUUGAUCUCCCAUGGGGCCUCAACUCAGAGCCAGGCAGAUGUUUCCCCCUUCGCUCCUUCUCUUCCCCCUGGUGGCCUUUCUGUGCUUCCUUCUUCUCAAGUCCACCACAACCCAUCCCAUCGCCCACUCUUUCCCAAGGGUAACUUCUCUUGCCUCACCAAGAAAAUGGAAGUUGAUAAGGACAAACUCCUUCAGCAACCCAAACUGAUAUCUUCACAGGCACUUCCUUCUGACUUCACCUCCCUGCUCUGGUUGACCCUGUGGCUUGCACUUUCCUUCCAGUACUUUCCAGGGCUUUUCCCCCACACCUCAGUAUCUCCACCUCCAAGCUGUUCCCUGCAUCCUGUCAGUGUACUAAACACUGUGUGAAGCUGAAAACUAGCAAAAAUAAAUUAACUUUACAAAAACCUCCAUCCCACUCCAUCCCAGCAAAUCUCUCUUCAUUGGUAACAUCAUCUAAAAUACAGCCUAGAGGAAUUUGUCCAUCUCCUCUCCUCACAUUGGUUCCUAAGCCACCCUGCUUCCACCUCCAAUGGGUCACAGCGAUUUCUCUGAAAAACGGGGAUUUCACUCCACAUCUUAUUUACUUCUUAGGACUGAUAUUAACCUCUCUGCCCUUGUUCUUGGUAUCAUCUGCCUACGGGCCUGUUCUGCUGUCCCCUCCUCAAAUUAUUAAUGUUUGUCAGGUUUUUGUCCUUGGAUUCCUCAAUGUGUAGAUCAUGCCCCACCCCGAGGACUUCUAACCAUGUCCACUGUUCCUCCUUCUGGGCUCUGUCCAUUAUUAUCAGCAAGAUGGCCACCAUCAUGGCUGCUUUCCAGGCAGCAGAUGUAGGAAGGGACAAAGACUAAAGAAAUAAAGGCAUCAAUUUGUCUUUUAAGAAUAUUUCUAAAAGCAGCCACACAACAUUCUUCAAACAUUUGGGCCAGCUGCUAGUGAGACUGGGGAUUGUAGUUUUUCCUACAGUAGCCAUGACUCCAUCUAAUAACUAGAAGAGUGGGAAAAAGGGCAUUCAAUUCAUCUUGGUCACAGACUCUCCCAAGUCACAGCUGGGGAUUCAAAUAAGUUUAGCUAUGCAACUUGGGUCAAGUGAGGUGAACUUUCUGAAACCCUUUUCCCAUUCUGCCAAUGACUGUAAUUCCUCAUAUGAUUGUUGUAGGGAUUGAGGUGACAAUUAUAAAAUGCCUAAUGUAAGGUUGGUUAUAUACUCAAUAAACACCUGUCUCUACUUAUGUCCCCUAACUAAA
This is a messenger RNA of Mustela erminea (ermine), 5458 nucleotides long. RefSeq names its product short chain dehydrogenase/reductase family 16C member 5 (gene SDR16C5). The transcript is spliced from 7 exons. Gene Ontology annotation, biological process: retinal metabolic process; retinol metabolic process. The record is from RefSeq and is a predicted model, not a curated record. Gene Ontology annotation, cellular component: lipid droplet. Bases 102 to 1031 code for a protein of 309 amino acids. Lineage: Eukaryota; Metazoa; Chordata; Mammalia; Carnivora; Mustelidae. Gene Ontology annotation, molecular function: all-trans-retinol dehydrogenase (NAD+) activity.